Messenger RNA from Engraulis encrasicolus (European anchovy), 3465 nucleotides. It is a transcript of the gene slc12a10.1, whose product is annotated as solute carrier family 12 member 10, tandem duplicate 1. The record is from RefSeq and is a predicted model, not a curated record. Gene Ontology annotation, biological process: chloride ion homeostasis; sodium ion homeostasis; potassium ion import across plasma membrane. The coding region runs from base 73 to 3261 and encodes 1062 amino acids. Gene Ontology annotation, cellular component: apical plasma membrane. The transcript is spliced from 27 exons. Gene Ontology annotation, molecular function: sodium:potassium:chloride symporter activity. Lineage: Eukaryota; Metazoa; Chordata; Actinopteri; Clupeiformes; Engraulidae.
UCUCAGCGACUUCCACCACAACUGAAUAAUUUGAAGGAAAAAAAUCGAAGAGAAACAACCAUACCCUCAAGCAUGGGGCACAAGCUGUCCAGAGGCAGGGAAAACGUCGACAUUGUCCCCCAAGGUCGUUUCUCCAUCAGCGAGGAAGCUCCUCCGAGAUACAUUGCGCGCGAGGAAAAUGAUGAUGCCUCCGCAUCCCCAGGUGUCCAUCACGUGUCUGACAUCACGGAGGUGCCUCAAAUUGUUGUAACCAUGGAGGCUGGCGGGGAUUCCACGGUGCGCCAGGGCUCGACGCAGGACGUUAGACGGCCAUCCUUGUACAGCACCCUCGACGAAGUACCACAGUUGGACUUUUACACCAACACAACUUUCCUGGGCCGCCAGAGACGCAACAGGCCAACUCUGGAAACUCUUCGAAGGGCAUUUGAUGAUGGAGACACAGCCAGCAAUGCAGGGAGUGCAGCAACAGAAGCGUUGCCCGACCUGUCAGACGUACAAGGCCAUGUUGAAGGGGCAGCUACAAAGGCGAAGGCAGCCAAGCCUCCUGUUCGUUUCGGCUGGGUCACCGGGGUCAUGAUUCGUUGUAUGCUGAACAUCUGGGGUGUGGUUCUGUUUCUUCGCUUGUCAUGGAUCACAGCCAAGGCGGGAAUCAUCCUCACCUGGGUUAUCAUCCUGUUGUCGGUUGUCAUAACCACUGUGACUGCUCUCUCUGUGUCUGCAAUUUCCACUAAUGGAAGAGUAAAGUCUGGGGGCGCCUACUUUAUGAUCUCCCGGACCCUUGGCCCUGAGAUUGGAGGUCCUAUAGGGAUGGUCUUCUCCUUUGCCAACGCCAUAGCCUGCGCCUUUCACUCGGUUGGAUUUGCCGAAACUGUUGGGACACUUCUAAAAGAGAAUGAUGCUAUCAUGGUGGACGAUGUGAACGAUGUGCGCAUCAUUGGGGUGAUCACUGUGACUUUGCUUCUGCUGAUCUCACUAGCUGGAAUGGAGUGGGAAGCAAAGACUCAGGUCCUGUUCUUCCUGAUGCUCAUGGUGACCUUUGCCAACUACUUUGUGGGCACAUUUCUUUUCCCGACGCCAAACAAACAGGCACAGGGUUUCUUCAGCUACCAGAAGGACAUUUUCAUCGAAAAUCUGCUGCCAGAUAAGAGAAACAGCGAUGGAUACUUCUUUGAAAUGUUUUCUAUCUUUUUCCCAUCUGCCAUUGGCAUCCUGGCUGGGGCCAACAUUUCUGGAGACCUUAAGAAUCCAGGACAUGCCAUUCCCAAAGGAACCCUGAUGGCCAUACUUGUCACCACCAUCAGCUAUUUGGCCAUCUCUGUAACGCUUGGUGCGUGUGUGAUCAGAGAUGCCACAGGAGACAUGGCAGAUCAGCUGAUUAUGAAUGUGACGGAGGUCUCAGUAAUGACAGAAGCGUGUGAGGGUCUCGGCUGCCAGUUUGGAUGGAACUUCACUCGCUGCUUACAUGGCGCAGCGUGUCAGUAUGGCCUUGCAAAUGACAAACAGGUUUUAAGGAUGGUCUCUGGCUUUGGGCCUCUGAUCAUCGCCGGUCUCUUUGCUGCCAGCCUGUCAUCUGCACUUGCUUUUCUCGUCUCUGCCCCCAAGGUCUUCCAGUGUCUGUGCAGAGACAACAUCUACCCGUAUAUUAGCUUUUUUGCAAAGGGUUAUGGGAAGAACGAUGAGCCUCUCCGUGCCUACCUUCUAACGUACAUCAUUGCUUUGGCCUUUAUUUUAAUUGGUGACCUAAACACAGUUGCCCCUGUGAUAUCCAACUUCUUCCUCUGCUCCUACGCUCUCAUCAACUUCAGUUGCUUCCACGCCUCCAUCACCAACUCUCCAGGCUGGAGGCCUUCGUUCCGCUAUUACAACCGCUGGGUGGCAUUGUUCGGGGCCGUGGUAUCCGUGGUGAUCAUGUUCCUGUUGACCUGGCAGACGGCUCUCAUCACCCUGUGUCUCAUCCUGCUGCUACUGGGAUACGUCACCUACAAGAAACCAGAGGUGAAUUGGGGCUCCUCCAUGCAGGCCAACAAGUACAACAUGGCACUGUCCUACUCAGUGUCUCUGUCUGGAGUGGAGGACCACGUGAAGAACUACAGGCCUCAGUGUCUGGUUCUGACAGGCCCGCCACCGCUUCGUCCAGCACUGGUGGACUUUGUGGGCUCCUUCACCAAGAACAUCAGUCUGAUGAUCUGUGGAGACAUUCUCAUGGACGAUAAGUCAGCUCUACCUCAGCGCAGUGCAGAUAGUCUACUCAAGUGGCUGAACCGCAGAAAGGUCCGCUCCUUCUACACUCAGAUGAAUGGGGACUGUCUGAGGGAAGGAGCAAGAACACUUUUACAGGCCACCGGUUUGGGUAAGCUGAAACCAAACACACUGGUUAUGGGAUUCAAGACUAACUGGAGAGAAUCUGCGCCAUGCAGCCUGGAUGACUAUGUAAACACUAUCUAUGACACGUUUGACGCAAACUAUGGUGUGUGCAUUCUGAGACUGAUGGAUGGCCUUGAUGUCACCGAAGAGCUAAUGUGUGAAGAUAAUGCUGGAUUUGAACACGACGAAUCUCCUGAGCAGCAAAGCAGCAAUGACUCAACAGAAGAGGAUUCAGAUCAAGACAGUUUCCAGCCAGGUCACCAAGACCAUACCCCCAAUGACCAGAUCACCACAGUCUUCCAGACCAAGCAAGGGAAGAAGACCAUAGAUGUGUACUGGAUAUCGGAUGACGGAGGCCUGACUCUCUUAAUUCCAUACCUGUUGACCAGAAGGAAACAUUGGCGCAACUGUAAAGUCCGUGUUUUUGUAGUUGGGCAGCAACAAACCAUUGAGGAAGAUCGGAAAGAGAUGGUGUGUUUACUCCAGAGUUUCCGCUUGGAUGUCCAUGAUGUCAUCGUUAUAACCGACAGCGAACGUCCGCCGCUUGCUAAAAACGUGAAGAGAUUUGAGGGCUCCAUCGCCCCCUUCAGGUUAAGUGGGGAACAGGAGGAUCGCAUGGCACCACUGAGAUCAGACAGCCCCUGGCCCUGGAGACUCUCCGAAAAAGAACUGGAUGCAUUUAAAACCAAGUCGGAGAAGAAGGUGCGUCUGAAUGAGAUCAUUCGGAGGAAUUCUAAACAUGCUGCUCUAGUCAUUGUGAGCCUCCCCGUCCCCCAGAGUGACUGCCCCAGCUCCCUCUACAUGGCCUGGCUGGACGCCCUGACAUGUGGCCUGCACUGCCCAGCUCUGCUCAUACGCGGCAACCAGCAGAACGUGCUCACCUUCUACUGCCAGUGAGGCUAAUGUGGCCACGCCUCUGAAAGGAUCUGAUUGGAUAUAUCACUCUCCGCUGUUGCAACAUCCGCUUCCUGUUUUGAAGGAGGUGUACUGGAACUGACUGUUGUAAUCAGACAAGUUCUGUUUUUGAAGCAAAGCAGGAAAAACGGUUUUCUGGUUUCCAUAGAAAAAAGUGGGGUGUGAGUUAAUGUCUAUACCACAGGA